CCUCCCCCUGACACCAGAGGAGGCUCCGGUCCAAACUCUGCUCACAAAGCCCGACAUUAUAUCUGUCAGAGAGGGGAACCUGCAUGCACAUGGACUAAUACCCAAUGUUUCACGGCGAUGAGGGAUUCCAGAGGCUUAAAGAAGAGGCUCCUAAGCUGAAACAUUUGUUAGGAAAGAAGAGUGGAAGCCAGGAGAAGAGGCGUGCAUGUUACUCGGAGGGCUUCAUUUCCUCGGUGAGCUGGAUGACAUGAUGCUGCAGAGUCCACUCACCUCCACCUCCACCUCCACCCCGUUUUCUGUCAAGGAUAUCCUCAAGCUGGAGCAGCUGGAGCAGCAGCAGCAGCAGGAGGCCGGGUCCUUGGAGCUCCAGCACCGAGCCCUCAGGCACCAGCUCACCGGUUCUCCUCCUCCUCCUCCUCCUCCUCCUCCUCUUCCUCAGAGGCGGCGUUUCCAAACCCCGCCGUCCUGCAUGCUCGCCCGGGACAGUCCUCCCUUCUCGGAUGGAGAGGACAACCUGGCCUACCUCAACGCACUGGCAGGUCGAGAGGAGGACCGAGGAGAGACCAGCAUGUCCCCGGACCUGUACGUCCACCGGGGCCUGCAGGGAGCCAAGCUGGAGGCCGCAGAGCUGGACCAGGAGAGCAAGAGCUGCGCCUUGGUGUCCCGGGAUGAGGCCUCGGAGGCCGGCAGGGGAGCCUCUGAGCGGCCGGUGCAGAAGCCUCGGAGCCGGCGGAGGCCCCGGGUGCUCUUCUCGCAGGCCCAGGUGUUCGAGCUGGAGCGUCGCUUCAAGCAGCAGCGUUACCUGUCGGCUCCGGAGAGGGAACACCUGGCCUCCACCCUGAAGCUCACCUCCAACCAGGUGAAGAUCUGGUUCCAGAACCGCCGCUACAAGUGCAAGAGGCAGCGGCAGGACAAGAGUCUGGAGGCGGCUGGAGGUGGAGGUCAACACCACCCUCACCCCCACCCUCCUCCUCCACCCAGACGGGUGGCGGUGCCGGUGCUGGUGCGUGAUGGGAAGCCUUGUCUGGGUGGAGGUCAGAGCUAUGGCACCACCACUGCUUCUCCAUAUGGGUCCAACCCGUAUGGGUAUAACGGAUACCCUGCCUACACCUACAGCAGCCCUGCUUACAACACCAACUACAGCUGCACCUACACCAGCAUCCCCACCCUCCCGGCCUCCAGCUCCUCCAACACCUUUAUGAACAUGAACGCCACGCAGGCCCCCACCCACCAAGGGACGGGGGUCACACCAUGCCAGGGGAUCCGGGCAUGGUAGCCUCGAACACAACUAGUGGCUCUUUUUUUAUUGUUAUUAUUAUUAAUAUUAUUAUUAUUAUUAAUGGAGCUCUUACAUUUUUCAGUCAGCCCACAAAGUGUGUUAACUUCUCCUCAGAGAACAGUUUAUAUAAUGGCUGUAAUGUGACACACAGUCACAGUUUGGGUGACAUUUGCAGCAAUAAUUGGUGCUCCAGUUUGGCACUGACUGGGGGGAUUACGCACAAACCUGCAUUUUUAUAAGAAAGAAAAUGUUUUGUUUUUAACAUGGUAACUUUUUUUUUUUUAGACUAUGGAGAGAUUGCCUUUAAAGUGUUUUUUUGGAGAAUUGUUUUAGUCUAUUUCACAUCUAUUCAAAUAAAUCAGAGAAAUGAGGAAAAAGGAAAAAUGAUUGUGUCCUAUAUAUAUAUAUAUAUAUUUUGGGUUUUCACGUUUCCCUCUCUUACUAAAGUAAGAAUAAUAAUCCAAUAAUUAUGGCUCCCAUGUGGGGUCACAUGCACGGAGGCAACAUUUGGAGGAGGCCGAGCUGCUGGAGGAGGAGGCCGGGCCACAGGAACCCUUUGUCCCGGUGCCAGGAGACCUGAAAGGAGGAAGUUAUUCUCCAUUUGAGGUCCUUUAAAAAGGACGCGAUUAGGCACCUAAAACACCCCCGAUGAGCGAGCUGCAGCCGGGCCAGGGAGAGAGGAAUAAUGGGCCUUAUUGGAUUUGUGGGACAAAAGGUGUGUGGUAGGCAGAGCCGGGCACUCAGCAAAGACAAAGGCACACAGGGCCCAGAGAUUGACGUCCUAAUAUUCCCAUUUUAAGGGGUUAUUCUGCAGGAGAAGGGGGACUGGGAGGACUGGUGGGGGGCACUGGGAGGACUGGGAGGAGAAAACGUGGUCACUUUUGUACUUUUUGUUCCCGUUCAGGAGGCUUUUUUGUUUUUUGUUCGUGGAGAAAGAGCCCCAGCAGAGAGGCUUCGGGGGCAGCCCGGGCUGGAGGUGGUGCAGCAGGGAGCCGGCUGUGUGAAAGGAGAGGGGUAUUACUGCUACAAGUUUCACCAUUUAUCCCAAUGUGCAAAGUGGACGGGAGGAUUUUAAGGGUGGGUGGGUUUGGGGCUUUUAUUCCAGUGUUAUUUCAGCUCGAUGCUAUAUUCUCACAGGUAGCAGACUAAUAAUCCUGCAAGAACAACGACUGCAGAACAGAUUCUUCAUUUAUUUGCGACAUAAACCAAAAGGAGAACUCACAUUUUUAACACAUUUGAUCAUUUUCACAGAAU
Messenger RNA from Anoplopoma fimbria (sablefish), 2533 nucleotides. Its product is annotated as homeobox protein Nkx-2.5-like. Gene Ontology annotation, biological process: cell differentiation; regulation of transcription by RNA polymerase II. The transcript has 2 exons. Lineage: Eukaryota; Metazoa; Chordata; Actinopteri; Perciformes; Anoplopomatidae. Gene Ontology annotation, cellular component: nucleus. The coding region runs from base 206 to 1276 and encodes 356 amino acids. Gene Ontology annotation, molecular function: RNA polymerase II cis-regulatory region sequence-specific DNA binding; DNA-binding transcription factor activity, RNA polymerase II-specific. The record is from RefSeq and is a predicted model, not a curated record.